AAAGAGGAGGAGGAGGAGGAGAAAGAGGAGGAGGAGAAAGAGGAGGAGGAGGAAAGCUGCUGCUGUAGCAGACAUGGAGGAGUUAAGCGCUGUAGGAGAGCAGGUUUUCGAUGCCGAGUGUAUUCUCAGUAAAAGACUGCGAAAGGGAAAGUUGGAGUAUCUGGUGAAGUGGAGAGGUUGGUCGUCUAAGCACAAUAGCUGGGAGCCUCAGGAGAACCUGCUGGACCCGCGACUGCUGGCUGCAUUUAAUAAGAGGGAGCAAGAAAGAGAGCUACUGAUUCGGAAACGAGGGAAACGACCACGUGGAAGACCUCGGAAAAUCAUGGAUCCAGUUCAGCCAGCCUCAAAAUCAAGCAGCUCCUCGUCAUCUUCAUCUUCUUCUGAUUCAUCAUCAUCUUCAUCCUCCUCGUCCUCUUCAUCCGAGGAGGAGGAGGAGGAUGAUGAUGAUGACCAGGAUGACAGCAACAGAAAGGCAAAGCCAAGCCCACGAGUGCGGGAGCUGCACCCUGUCCCGCAGAAGAAGGCUCAGAUCGUGCUGGCCAAACCAGAUCCUCCAAAGAAAAAGAAGCGAGGCAGGAAACCUCUUGCUCCAGAGCUGAGGGCCUUGAAGCAGAAUCAGGCUAAAAAUCCACGCAAAAUUCUGAAGCCACCUCUAAAAGAUCCUCUCUCAGAUCUGCAUAGCAACAUCAAGAAACCCCUGAUGCCUGCCAGUUUCACCUACACAGGCCUGAAUCGAGCUGCCAACAGGGAGACCAUGGUCAUGCCGAACCGAGGAGCUUUUAGUGCCAAUGAAUUGCCAAAGAACACGCUGGGAUCUGCCCAGUCUCAAGGAAAACCUGUGACGGAUUUUAAGCUCUCGGUCUCAGACAUGGGUAAUGCCGGCAGUCUGGAUUUAAAAAACUCAACUUCUAAGUCUCCAGGUGUGGCUUCUCUCAGUUUGCACAGUUCAAAACUUACCAACAGUACCAAUGGCCAGGCAGCAGGUGGAGCUCCUAAUUGGACAAAAAAGCAGGAAAGCCCAGUUCUGCAGCGACCAGCGAACAUGAAACCUUCUGCUUCCUCUCUCUCCUCAGUGAAAAGCCCCAGUACUCAGGCAUCCAGCUUGUCUAGUGUCAACAAAACCCAGCACUGUGUCAGUUCUUCUCCAAAAGAUGUCUCUAACCUUAGGGGCGCUGGGACCAUAGUGAAGAAAGGUCCAGUGCAGGAAAAAAGCGCUCCGGGUGAAGGAGGGAUCCUGGGUCGAUCGGGACCCCGGGAUUUCAGCAUACCACAGGGGGUAGAAAAGGUGAAAAUGGAGGAUCCGUUAGAGAGAUUGGGGAAAACACCUCUGGGAAGACAGAGGAAGGUCCCGACAUUUGCUGGCACAAAAGAUGGCAGCAAAACGACAAAGCCGCUAAGCGAGAUGAGCACGGGUGAGGAGGGGAGCAGCUCAGAUUCGGAGCAGGACUCGCCGUUUACUGGGGAAAGCCAGGAAUUGUCAUUGGAAGUGCAGUCAGAAUGCAAGGAUUGGAGGCCAACACGAAGCCUCAUCGAACACGUCUUCGUUACUGAUGUCACCGCUAAUCUGGUCACAGUAACUGUUAAAGAAUCGCCGACUAGCGUGGGUUUCUUUAGCAUCCGGAAUUACUGAGCGCGUCGGACAACAGAUCCUUUAUUGUACCUAUUGAUAUUGGGUAUCGUAGAAAAGUGUUGUAGACCCACAAAGUUACACACACACACACAGUCUGUUCUGGAAGCUUCUUCUUGUGGAAGAACAAGAGGAGAACUGAGAAAGGCAACAAUCUGAAGGACUGAAGAAAGAAUGGUAACCAUUUGGUGCUUAAAUAAUGCUCAGUUUUCUACAUAACCUCUGAUUCAGGUAUUUAGCCCCUUGGUGCUUUUUUUUUUUCUUUUUUUCUUUCAUUAAACCAUCAGUGUCUUAUAGUAAGACUGGAUUUUCUGGGAACUGCUGGAAGCCUAGAAGAACAAAACCUGAGACAUGACCUUUACACAAGGAUCGAACCAUUUGGUGCUUGGAGAUCAAACUAAGUCGCAUUACAUUCCCUGGAUUUAAAGCGUGGGGUUUAGGUCGAGUUUCCCCGAGUGGUCCGUCAGUGGUUUUUAAAGUGGAGUAUCGGGAGCCAUAUCUGGGGUGGGGAGGGGAGAGGAGGGGAUGUGUGUCUGAUUUCUUCUUAUUUUUUAUUGUUAUGGUGGAGGUUUUUUUUUGUUUGUUUGUUUGUUUUUAAUCAAACCCCCCACCCCCGAUCCAUACAGCGUAUUAAGGUUGUAAAAUACACUCUUAAUGUUAGUAGAGUUUUUGGCUGCUGGACUUUACAUCUGGUGUUAGAAGGUCGAGGAACGAGAAGCCCCGAUAAAUAUUAAAAGAUUAGACAUCUUGAGAUAUUUGAAUAACAAGCCUAAUAUUUAAAAAGCUGGAUUAUGUUCAUAAUAUGAUGUCCUGAGGAGAUCUGUGAAGUUUAACAACCGCCGAUGUGAGCGACGCCGGAGUCCAGCGUUCAUGAUGGAAUAUGUGAUACUCAGGCAGUGUGUGUCUUUGUGUCUUUUUUUUUUUUUUUCUUUAAUGGAAGAAAACCUGCUAUUCCGUUGUUAAACAGUGUUUAUGGAAGUAUAAAUGUACAACAGGAAGAAAAUGCAUCAUGAUGCAGCGUUGUUGUUUAUUUUUAUCUGAAGUUUUUUUUUUUUUACACGAUAACGAACCCUUUGCCUUAUUAUACACAGCAGCGUAGAACACGUGGCCUUCUCUCUGAUAGAACACAAUAUUUCUGUCCUAAUUUAUUUCUUACUGUCUUUUAUCUUUUUAGAUGUUAUGCAAAAAAGUUUGUUUUGUAAAAGAAAAGAAAAAAAAAAAUACUUAGCAGCUCAUUUUAAGUCUGAAAUGUUGAAUUAAACUUGGGCGUGAGUUUAAAUGA
This is a messenger RNA of Tachysurus fulvidraco (yellow catfish), 2909 nucleotides long. RefSeq names its product chromobox homolog 2 (Drosophila Pc class) (gene cbx2). The coding region runs from base 74 to 1630 and encodes 518 amino acids. Lineage: Eukaryota; Metazoa; Chordata; Actinopteri; Siluriformes; Bagridae. The record is from RefSeq and is a predicted model, not a curated record. Gene Ontology annotation, biological process: negative regulation of transcription by RNA polymerase II. Gene Ontology annotation, cellular component: heterochromatin; PRC1 complex. The transcript is spliced from 5 exons.